GACAACGCCAUCCUCCCUCCCCGCGACGACGCCCAUUUCCCUCGAUCUCUGCAGAUCUUGGAGAUUUCGUGCGGAAUUAGUAGGGUCGACGAACGUUCGAAGUUCCUCUGCUCCGGCGGGACAGCGUUGAGCUGCACUCAAGAUCCACUAUCAGCUUGGUCAACUCUUAUACUGAUGCCGAUUGGGUUGGGUUGCGUUGGGGAAAACCCAAAUCGCUCGAAGAUACGGCGUUCCUGCGGUACAACUUAUUCGAAAGGCUCCCAAAAUUCCCCAAUUAAUACGGUGGAGGUUAGGUGUGACUUUUAUUCCUUCGUUUGGCCGCCAACUCUAUAAACUCUUUCUUGAUCUCUCUUGACGACCAUUUCCUAAAUCUAAACCCUAAUUUUGGACGAACUCGGGUCCUCUCUAGAUUCUUUCACUGAUUGUAGGAAUUCCGUUGAUCACAACCAGCUUGUGAGCAGCAUUAUUUUGGUAGUUUUUCCCCCCUCGCACUCAGGUGUUCUCUCUUCUGGUCUUAGUUUGGAGCAAAUCUAUUUGAGAUAUGGAAGCCUUAGGCACUGGAAUUCCCCAAACCAAGCUCUUGGGGUUUUGUCACAAGCAAAUUAAGCAGAGGUUAUUUCAUAAGAGGCAGGUUUCAAAAUGUGAUAUUGUAUCUGCAUUUCACAGUUCAGAUAAAGAGCACCACCACUCACUCUCUUAUAAUGCAUCGUCUCUAUAUAUUCCAUCUAAAGAAAGAAAAUAUUUGGGGAAAUCAUCUUACUCCUCUGAAGCGUGCUCUUUUGAUGAGAACAUGGCUGGAGCUUCUUCGACUACUGCACGUGAGAAGAUUGGUGUGCUGUUGCUGAACCUUGGAGGCCCAGAGACCCUUCAGGAUGUGCAGCCGUUUCUGUUUAAUUUAUUUGCAGACCCAGACAUAAUACGACUUCCAAGGUGGUUCCGCUUUCUGCAGCGACCAUUAGCCCAACUAAUUUCAGUUGUCAGAGCCCCAAAAAGUAAAGAAGGAUAUGCUUCCAUUGGUGGUGGGUCACCUUUGCGAAGAAUAACGAAUGAGCAGGCAGAUGCACUGAAACAUGCUCUGGAAAAGAAAAAGCUGCACACAAAUGUAUAUGUCGCAAUGCGUUACUGGUACCCGUUUACUGAGGAAGCCAUUCAACAGAUUAAGAGGGAUAAGAUUACGAAGCUUGUCAUUCUACCACUUUAUCCACAAUACUCUAUAUCAACAAGUGGCUCAAGCAUCCGUGUUCUACAAAACAUCUUCAGGGAAGAUGCUUAUUUUGAAGGAUUACCAAUCUCUAUUAUAGAAUCAUGGUAUCAGCGUGAAGGCUACAUCAAGUCCAUGGCUGAUUUGAUAGAGAAAGAACUAUUAAGCUUUUCAAACCCUGAAGAGGUUAUGAUAUUCUUCAGUGCACAUGGAGUUCCAGUCAGUUAUGUUGAAGAUGCAGGGGACCCCUACAGAGACCAGAUGGAGCAUUGUAUCCGUUUGAUCAUGAAUGAGUUAAAAUCAAGAGGAGUCACCAACCAACACACACUUGCGUACCAGAGCCGAGUUGGGCCUGUUCAGUGGUUGAAGCCUUAUACUGAUGAGGUCUUGGUGGAGCUUGGCAAAAAAGGUGUAAAGAGUCUUUUGGCUGUCCCCAUAAGCUUUGUAAGCGAGCACAUUGAAACUCUAGAAGAAAUCGACAUGGAGUACAAGGAACUGGCCUUAGAAUCUGGCAUUAAAAACUGGGGGAGAGUACCAGCUCUAGGCUGCACAUCUUCCUUCAUCACGGAUCUUGCUGAUGCUGUCCUCGAAGCUCUUCCUUCCGCUUCCGCUACCUCGAGAGCCAGAAGAGAGACUGAUGACUCUGACAAUGAUUUCAUGCAGUACGCAAUCAAAUUAUUUUUUGGGUCAAUCCUGGCCUUUCUCUUUCUUUUUUCACCAAAGUUGAUUUCUUCCCUUAGGAAUAACCUCCUAUGAUAAUUUUUAUAGAAGAUUGGUACAGAUUGAAGGAUAUAUCUUUUUC
Molecule: messenger RNA, 2003 nt
Organism: Asparagus officinalis (garden asparagus)
Lineage: Eukaryota; Viridiplantae; Streptophyta; Magnoliopsida; Asparagales; Asparagaceae
Product: ferrochelatase-1, chloroplastic-like
Exons: 11
Coding region: 542-1957 (471 amino acids)
Biological process (GO): heme biosynthetic process
Molecular function (GO): protoporphyrin ferrochelatase activity
Source: RefSeq, a predicted model, not a curated record